AGAGCGUCUCUCGCCACAGCUGUGCCUCGCUCUUUGUCGGUCUGCGCUGCUCUCCCUGCGCUUUCCUAUCCGACAGAAGGAUACAAAGAAGAGAGGGACAGACAGCAUGAAAUAGAGACAGAGCAUGAGAGCGGCGGGGGUUAGCAGAGGGACACGAGAAACCUAACCGGACUACAGACUAGUCCAGACACGGAUCCUAUUAUCUCCAGACUGGAUACGGAGCUCCGCCGAUGUACGCACUGGAUUUUACCCACCAAAGAGUGUCGAGACCGGGGGGAGAGGGGCGGACUUUAUCGUGCAGGACUGUCGGGGUUUAGGAGGGGACCAUGGAUAAAACUUUGCACAUUCUGCAGAAAUCCACAGACGGUGUACCGACUGGGAUCUCCCUGGAUAUGAGUUUGAACAUGGACGAAGGGGAAGAUUUCACGGAGCAGCAGAUAGUGGGGCUUCCGGACAAGAUCCCCCUGGUGAAACCUUAUUUCAAAAAGAAGCAGAGGAAAUUGGACGCCAAAUGCCUCCACCGCGCCCUGGAGGAUCCGAUACUGACCACCCUGCUGAGCACGGAUGCGCUGGUGUCCGGGGAUGGGGUGUUUGUUCCCCGGAGCCAGCCGGGCCGGACUCCGGGCAACAUGUGCGCAGCAGCCGUGGUGAAACAGAACUGUAUGGGCCAGGUGUGUCUCAAAGACUCUGGAGCUGCUGACGACACCACGGCUGGGGCUGGAGUGCCGGGGUUGAUGACCCGGGACGGUGAUGUGGAAAUAGCCGAUACUACUGCGGAGCUGGAGGAGACUGAGCGGCGAGGGGAGCGACCCAAGAUCACGGAUCCUACCCCCGGCAGCCGCUGCUUUCAGUCCAAAUCCGGCCCCAGGGCGGCCGGGAGCACAGUAACAAUAACGCCCCCUUGCAGGGAUAUACCUCCCACAGUUGUACCCCAGGCACCUCACCAGGAGGGGGGCAUCAAAAGCAAUGACCUCUUAACCUCUGGGGCUAAAAACCUUCCAGUCAAAGACUGCACCGGCCUCCAGGACCCCCAUGUCCUCCUCCUGCAGCCCGACAAAGGGGUGCUAUUUCAGGAUAAAAGCGAAGAGGCCUCCCUGGACCUGGUUUUUGAGCUGCUCACCCAACUCCAGUAUCACACACACCAGUCAGACUCUGUGGACAUUUGUGUGGAUUUCCUCCAAGGACAGUGUGUGUAUGGCAAUGACUGUGCCCACCACCACACUGUCCUGCCCUACCACUGGCAGAUCCGCAGGAGCAGUAAUCAGACGUGGCAGAGCAUAGCAGAUGACUCCCAGGAACAGCUGGAGAGACUGUACUGCAACCCGGACAAUGAGCAAGUCAGGCUCAAGUUUCAGGGUCGAGUGUUUUCCCUAGACUUUGGGGCGAUGCGAGUGUGUGACCUGGAAUUUGACCGCGUCCGACGACUGACCACUCCCGCCAGCCCUCUACCCGCGCCCGCAACGAACCCAAGCCCCACCCCCAGCUGCCACACCGUGUGGAAGUACUACUGCAGAGACAACUUUGGCUGGAGGGAAUACUCUGAGCCGGUAGUGAAGCUCAUAGAGGAGGCGAGUUCGAGGGGUCUUAAGGAGGUGCGAUUCAUUACGCUCCAGAACCAGUAUAUCCUCAACAUCAGGGAGGGCUUCCAGCAGAAUGCCGUCUUCGGGUUCAGGCGCCAGAUCAAGAAGCGGCCCAUGUUCAUGUCCUCCGUGAUGCUUACACCCCACUUACAGACAUUGGGCGGCCUCUCUUCAUCUCCCCUCCCCUGCUCCUCCUCCUCAUCCACCUCCUCCUCCUCGUCUAUGGACCUCUCCGUCUCGCAUCCCCUCUCGCCGACCACCACCAACCCACCCAGCCUUUUUCCCGAAACGUGGUUGCCCAUGACGAUGAACCAGGACUUCCUGCAGGUGCCGGUCUCGCGUGAAGACCGCAGCUACCGGACGGUGUACAGCCUUUUCCACAAGACCGUGUCGGAGACCAAGUUCAGGAUCCUCAAGAUCAUGCGCGUGCAGAACCCCUUCCUCUGGGAGAAGUACAAGAGGAAGAAGGAGUACAUGUCACGGCGUAUGUCCGAGAUGGACCGACUGCUGAGCGAGCGCCACCUCUUCCACGGCACCUCAGCUGACGUGGUGGAGGGCAUCUGCAAGCACAACUUCGACCCCAGAGUCUGUGGCAAGCACGCCACCAUGUUUGGCCAGGGGUCCUACUUUGCCCGCAAGGCUGUCUAUUCCCAUAACUUCUCCAAGCGCUCCCCCAAAGGAGUCCACUGCAUGUUCCUGGCCAAAGUCCUCACUGGCAGGUUUACUGUAGGAAAUCCCUCCAUGCGGCGACCUCCACCUAUCAACCUCCGCGACCCCUCCAGCGACCUUUAUGACUCCUGUGUGGACAACUGGGUGGACCCCCAGAUCUAUGUCAUCUUCAACGACGACCAGAGCUACCCUUACUUUAUCAUUCACUACGAGGAGGUACCCAGCACUGUCGCUGUCUAAGCCCUGGAUCAGACCUGCUUCUGUCUGUAUUAGCGAACACUUACUCAUAGUUUGUUCUAGCCUGUGAAGGUGCCAGGUGGGUGGAGUUUGACACUUUGGAUGAAAGGAACAGUGUGGACGAACAAGAAGCUGAAAUUUCGAGUACUUUUUGAUGGCUUUAACCAACUCCAUCGGCAUCACUUUGCCGACUAAGCUUCGCCCAGCUGCUGCUCUAAACAGGUUAAAACAGUCUAAGACAUGUUUGCAAAUACUCGGUGAUUAAGGUCCGCAGUCAACUGGAUCCAGCCAGACUGGACUGCAGUGAGGAACAACACACCGGUCUGGACCGGAUUAAACUGGACAAAACUGGACUAGCAAAGGACGACACCUGUUUCAUCCCAUGCUCUGAGGUGGAUGACGACUGACAACAGCUGCGACCACAACUGACUGGACUCAUGUACCACGCUUUGUUACCUAGUAUGAACAGCAGCCUAGUGAUGAUCAGAACAGGAUUUUUAUACCUUAUUGAUCUGGAGCAGAUGCAGGAAAAACCAAACGUAGUCCUCUUAUCGUUUUGACUUAGUCGUAUGGCUGUACGUGAACUCAGUUCCACAUCAGGACAAACGCUGUAGUAGACAGCGUCCUGCCAGUACUGUGAAUGACCAACUGGCGGUAUUAUUCUGAGGAAGCAGCAACCAAUCAAUCAGACGCUUCCAUAGAGAAACCAUGGCAACACUGACCCCCCCGUCAUUCUCUGACAAAAAUCAUUGUGAGUGUUUACCCAGCCUCCAGCCCUUACGUUUUUUUUUCUCAAGUCUAUGUGCUGCGUGUUUGAAUCUUUUAAUUUAGUGGAAAUGAAUCUUGUGGCCUCUUCAAACAGACAAUGGACGUGAGUUUCAGUGGGACUUUUAACACAUGGACAUCCGCAGAAAACCUCCAGGCAGAGGUUUCACAUGAAGCCAGUGCUGUGCCCCGGUUGGCGCUUCUGCCUUUUGCGCCCACCACUUUAGCUCCUUGCGGGGGGAACUGAAGAGUGUACAGUUUCACGCUGAGACUCUGCAGCGCUGUAGCGUUUCGUCAACAAACACCCGCCCCCCUGAAACUCAUCUCUCUUGGACCGCUCUCUCGCUCAGAGACAGUAGACAUGUUUUAUUGAGACAAACUGUACAGACGUUCUCUUUGUUUAUAUUUGAACUGUGUGCCUUUUGUUCAUAAAAAAAUUUAUUUAUGUUAGUUUAAUGUAACAUUGAUUAAAUAAAGAAUCUAAAAGAAAAAAAACGA
This is a messenger RNA of Epinephelus moara (kelp grouper), 3749 nucleotides long. RefSeq names its product TCDD-inducible poly(ADP-ribose) polymerase (gene tiparp). Gene Ontology annotation, molecular function: NAD+ poly-ADP-ribosyltransferase activity; zinc ion binding. The record is from RefSeq and is a predicted model, not a curated record. Lineage: Eukaryota; Metazoa; Chordata; Actinopteri; Perciformes; Serranidae. Bases 327 to 2489 code for a protein of 720 amino acids. The transcript has 7 exons.